AUGGACGACCUGAGACUGCAAGGCCAGAGAGCAGCGAAUCUUCUACUGCGGGCCAGGCCUGCAAGGAAUGCCGGAGGAGAAAGUCAAAGAAAGUUUAACAGAAGAUGUGUAUACGAAAAGCAAUACAAGACGCCUCUCACAAGGAGGUACCUAACGCAGGUCGAACAGGAGUUGGCUCGAACAAAGGAGCUACUCCAGCAAUUUCUACCAGAAGCAAGAGCAGUGCCAGUGGAUAUGCCUGCUGAUCGGAGUAACGAGGCGGGCUAUGAUCAGCUAAAUGAGCAUUCUUUCAGCUCCCCGGCAUCAAGCCGCAGAGCCAACUCCUCCAGCUCCAUCGACAGGGUGGGCAAUGCGGGCUCUGAGAAUGGUCAGACUGGUGAUGAUCGGCCAUCAAGUUUCCCAUCUGCAGUGUCAAUUGGAAGCACUCAUGAAGCAGCCCCAGUACCUUCCAUGGCAAGCCACAGAGCGACGCAAGUCGAGAACGGGAGGACACCGGCAGCCACACAGUCACGUCCAUUCUUCCCGCAGCGAUCUCGAGAUACUCAAAGUGUAGGCACGAGGUCGCAGUUGACAGGUGGAUCCACAUUUUCAAUGGAGAUGCCGCCUUCAUCCGGCAAUUUUGAAUGGGAUGAGCGGUCUGGGAAGCCAAGCGGUGACAAAUUCGUGGACGGGAUGGCUAGCCUGACAAGUGGAUUGAACGAAGGGGGUUAUCUCGGUGUUGCGUCAGGAGCAGCUUUGUUGCGCAUGGCAGAAACUCGCUCAAACAACGGGAUUGACCCAUACGGUUCCGACCGAGAUGCUGAGAAUUCAGCUCCACCCCGGUCGUCGAGUAUUCCGUUCGCACUCAAAUCCUUUUCUCAGCUUGAGCCGUUCAUCGACGCCUACUUUCGCUUAUAUCACUGCUCUUAUCCGAUUGUCCAUGAGGCCACAUUCCGAGCCCAAUUCAUGGAAGUGAUCCCACGACCAUCGAGCAACGCAUGGCAAGUCUUGCUGUUUGCCGUGGCAACGUUGGGCGCUUUCACUGCUGCCACACAACCGACAGAUGUAGAUAUCGGGCUGUUUGAGGCAGCAAAGGCGAGAUUGUCCAUAGACAUGCUUGAGACAGGCAACAUGAUCCUCGUGCAGGCACUGACAUUGCUUUCCAACUAUUUGCAAAAGAGAAACAAGCCUAAUUCUGGCUACAACUAUAUGGGCCUAGCUAGACGGAUUGCAAUGGGAAUAGGACUCCACAAGGAGUUUCCAAACUGGGACGCUAACUUACUGGCACUAGAGAUGAGAAGGAGGGUUUGGUAUUGUCUAUAUAUCUUUGACGUCGGCGCAACAAUUACGUUUUCGCGGCCGUUGGACUUUCCCCAAGAUGGCAUUGAUGUCGAACUGCCGCUUAACAUUCACGACAGUGUAAGGACACCUUUCCUCCUAUUUAUGGCAGUGUGCUUAUCAAAGCAGGAUGUCACGGCGACGACAAAGCAUCGGCCAGAGCCCGCGAAUGAAACGACAGUCUACACACACUUGCGUGCGCAGGCGACCUUUCAUUUGUCGACUUGCCAGAUAUACUCGAAGAUUAUAUCCACACCUUUUCCUUCCGCAGAAGAGUUGAUCGAUUUGGAUGAUAGGCUUAUUGGUCACUGGCUGGCGACGUUACCGACUUACUUUCGGGAAGACGUGGAGCAAGCCCCCAAAUUCUCACUUUGUCACUCCAUCCUGCGCUGGCGAUAUCGCAACUUUCGUAUCUUGAUGUACCGGCCAUUCCUGGUUCGACAACUGAUGGCGAGACCAGAACGAGGGGCGGAGAAUGCACAAGACCAGGAUGACCCCAAUGUCGAGAUCGCGAUUCAGCGAUGCCUUGAUGCCGCCCGUGAGUCUGUUGAGCUCAUCUCCAAAUUCUGGAUGCAGGAUCAGAGGACAAUGAUGGCCUGUUGGUACGGCCUGUAUUUCCUCUUCCAGGCGAUCCUCAUCCCGGUGAUCUGCCUCCGCAACAAUCCUCAGUCUCCACUCGCUCUCAACUGGCGUGAUCAGAUAUUCGAAGCUAUGACUGUGAUAGAGUCGAUGGCGCAGUUAAAUCCUACAGCUAAACGUUGUCUGGGCGUUAUCAGGUCAUUAUGCGGAGCAUAUCUCGCGCCUGACACUGAUGCGUGGGAUGGUCCAACGCAGGAGUCACCCCAGACGCAACUUGCUAAUUUGUACCCGCUGAUGUGGCCUACGUUGGGGUCGGUACAAGUUGAUGGUGUCGAUCCGAUGCUGCAAGAAUCGACAAUCAUUGAUUUCAUGAACCAAUUGCCGGGUUUGAAUAAUACAAUAUCUGACGAAAACCGUCUCUAUUAG
Rasamsonia emersonii CBS 393.64 is the source of this 2322-nucleotide messenger RNA. RefSeq lists its product as uncharacterized. Lineage: Eukaryota; Fungi; Ascomycota; Eurotiomycetes; Eurotiales; Trichocomaceae. Gene Ontology annotation, biological process: DNA-templated transcription; positive regulation of transcription from RNA polymerase II promoter by galactose. The record is from RefSeq and is a predicted model, not a curated record. Gene Ontology annotation, molecular function: DNA-binding transcription factor activity, RNA polymerase II-specific; RNA polymerase II cis-regulatory region sequence-specific DNA binding; zinc ion binding. The coding region runs from base 1 to 2322 and encodes 773 amino acids. The transcript is spliced from 3 exons. Gene Ontology annotation, cellular component: nucleus.